Molecule: messenger RNA, 6086 nt
Organism: Jatropha curcas
Lineage: Eukaryota; Viridiplantae; Streptophyta; Magnoliopsida; Malpighiales; Euphorbiaceae
Product: Tetratricopeptide repeat (TPR)-like superfamily protein
Biological process (GO): organelle organization
Cellular component (GO): cytoplasm
Molecular function (GO): protein binding
Source: RefSeq, a predicted model, not a curated record
AUGGCUCCUAAAACUGGCAAGGCAAAAACUCAUAAAGCCAAGGGAGACAAAAAGAAGAAGGAAGAGAAAGUUUUGCCUACUGUUGUUGAAAUCACUGUGGAAACACCAGAUGACUCACAAGUUACUCUCAAGGGUAUCUCAACGGAUCGGAUCUUGGAUGUGAGAAGGCUUUUAGGUGUACACGUCGAGACAUGUCAUUUGACCAACUUCUCUCUGUCUCACGAGGUGCGGGGACCAAGGCUCAAGGAUUCCGUAGACAUCGCCUCUCUAAAACCCUGCCACCUCACCAUCGUUGAAGAGGACUACUCAGAAGAGCAAGCUGUCGCUCAUAUCCGGCGACUCCUCGACAUCGUCGCCUGCACCACCUCGUUCGGCCCAUCGUCGGCCAAACCGGCUGGACGAGCCAAUUCGAAAGAGUUUGGUCCGAAGGAUACCGGUUUGUCGGAGACAGAUCCGAUUCAGAUCUCCGGUUCCGACAAUGGAGACAAUCCCAAUCCAAAGCCGAAAGGAGAAGAAGAUAAGAAAAUUGGUGUGGCCAACUGUAAAAUCGGUUGCAAGGAUGGUUGUAAGGACGUACCGGAGAAGAUGGACACUGCGGCAGGAGCCAUUUCAAUGUGUCCGCCGCCGAGGCUGGGGCAGUUCUACGAUUUCUUCUCUUUUUCGCACCUCACGCCGCCGGUCCAGUACAUUAGGAGAUCGGCUCGUCCAUUCCUUGAAGACAAAACGGAAAAUGAUUUCUUCCAAAUAGAUGUUAGGGUUUGCAGUGGAAAGCCGAUGACAAUUGUAGCUUCACGGAAAGGGUUUUACCCUGCCGGGAAACAUGUUCUUCUCUGUCACUCUUUGGUUAGUCUGCUCCAGCAGAUCAGCAGAGUCUUUGAUGCUGCUUACAAGGCUCUCAUGAAAGCAUUCACUGAGCACAAUAAAUUUGGCAAUCUUCCUUAUGGUUUUCGAGCAAACACAUGGGUUGUUCCUCCAGUUGUUGCUGAUAACCCAUCUGUUUUCCCUCCACUUCCCGAUGAGGAUGAGAACUGGGGAGGUAGUGGAGGUGGACAAGGAAGAGAUGGCAAACAUGAUCACAGGCCGUGGGCAAAGGAGUUUGCAAUUUUAGCAGCAAUGCCUUGUAAAACAGCAGAAGAAAGGCAAAUCCGAGAUAGGAAAGCUUUUCUGCUCCAUAGUUUAUUUGUCGACGUCUCUGUUCUCAAAGCUGUUGUGGCGAUCAAAUGUAUUAUUGACAACAAUCAGAACUCUUUAAAUGAUCCCAUCAAAUCAGUUCUGCUUGAGGAAAAAGUGGGAGAUUUGAUUAUUAAGGUGACAAGAGAUGUUCCGGAUGCAAGUACCAAGUUGGAUUGUAAAAAUGACGGGAGUCGGGUACUGGAUAUGUCACAGGAAGAGCUUGCUCAGAGAAAUUUACUUAAAGGCAUAACUGCUGAUGAAAGUGCAACUGUUCAUGAUACUUCUACUUUAGGUGUUGUGGUUGUUCGUCAUUGUGGCUACACAGCUGUUGUUAAAGUUUCAGCUGAUGUAAAUUGGGAGGGGAAUCCUAUUCCACAGGAUAUUGACAUUGAAGACCAGCCUGAAGGGGGUGCGAAUGCCUUGAACGUUAAUAGCUUGAGAAUGCUACUGCACAAGUCAUCUACACCUCAAUCAAGUAGUCCAGUCCAGAGAGGGCAGACUGGAGAAUCUGAAGGCUUAUAUUUUGCUAGGUCUUUGGUGAGAAAAGUACUAGAAGAUAGUCUGCUAAAGUUGCAGGAAGAACCUAGUACACCCACAAAGUCUAUCAGAUGGGAGCUAGGAGCAUGUUGGGUUCAACAUUUGCAAAAUCAGGCUUCAGGGAAAACUGAGUCUAAGAAAAUUGAAGAAACUAAGCCUGAGCCUACUGUGAAGGGACUUGGAAAGCAAGGUGCAUUACUAAAGGAGAUAAAGAAGAAAAUAGAUGUCAGAAGCAGCAGAGAAGAGGGAAAAGAUGUUACUCCAGGUAACCUUGACAUGAACAAGAAACUGGAUGGUAUUAGUCAGAAGGAAUUGGAGAAGAAAGAGGAGGAAAUGGAAAUCAUAUGGAAAAAACUGCUGCAUGAGGCUGCAUAUUUGCGCCUUAAAGAAUCAGAAACUGGUCUUCAUCUCAAGUCACCUGGGGAGUUGAUUGAAAUGGCACAUAAAUACUAUGCUGAUACGGCUCUUCCCAAACUGGUGGCUGAUUUUGGCUCCCUUGAACUUUCACCAGUUGAUGGAAGAACUUUGACAGAUUUUAUGCAUACUAGGGGUUUGCAGAUGUGUUCUUUAGGACGUGUGGUCGAACUUGCUGACAAGCUCCCUCAUGUGCAAUCACUCUGUAUGCAUGAAAUGAUUGUUCGAGCCUACAAACACAUAUUACAGGCUGUUGUGGCUGCAGUUAGUAAUAUUUCUGACUUGGCUGCAUCGGUUGCAACAUGUCUAAAUAUAUUACUAGGAACACCUUCAGCUGAAAAUGAGGACGCAGACAUUAUAAAUGAUGAUAAUUUGAAGUGGAAGUGGGUGGAAACCUUCCUUUUCAAAAGGUUUGGGUGGUGGUGGAAGCAUGAAAGCUGCCAGGAAAUAAGAAAAUUUGCAAUUCUUCGUGGGCUGUCCCAUAAGGUCGGGCUUGAGCUCCUUCCAAGGGACUAUAACAUGGAUACUGCAUCCCCUUUUAGGAAGUCAGAUAUCAUAAGUGUGAUUCCUGUGUAUAAGCAUGUUACAUGUUCAUCUGCAGAUGGACGCACAUUGUUGGAAUCAUCUAAAACUUCCUUGGAUAAAGGUAAAUUGGAGGAUGCUGUUAAUUAUGGCACUAAGGCACUGUCAAAACUUGUGUCAGUCUGUGGUCCUUAUCAUCGAAUGACUGCAGGAGCUUAUAGUCUGCUGGCUGUAGUGCUGUACCACACCGGAGAUUUUAAUCAGGCAACCAUUUACCAGCAAAAAGCAUUGGAUAUCAAUGAGAGGGAACUCGGGCUUGAUCAUCCUGAUACAAUGAAGAGUUAUGGGGAUCUAGCUGUCUUCUACUAUCGUCUUCAACACACAGAACUAGCCUUGAAGUAUGUGAAUCGUGCAUUGUAUCUUUUGCAUUUAACAUGUGGGCCAUCCCAUCCAAAUACUGCUGCCACCUAUAUCAAUGUAGCAAUGAUGGAAGAAGGAUUGGGCAAUGUUCAUGUUGCUCUUAGGUACCUCCAUGAGGCUCUGAAGUGUAACCAGAGACUACUUGGUGCUGAUCAUAUACAGACUGCCGCCAGCUAUCAUGCCAUAGCGAUUGCUCUCUCUUUGAUGGAUGCGUACUCUUUAAGUGUUCAGCAUGAACAAACUACACUACAAAUACUUCAGGCUAAACUUGGAUCUGAGGAUUUACGCACACAGGAUGCAGCUGCAUGGCUCGAGUAUUUUGAGUCAAAGGCUCUAGAGCAGCAGGAAGCUGCACGCAAUGGUACUCCAAAGCCAGAUGCCUCAAUCUCAAGUAAAGGUCAUUUAAGUGUAUCAGACCUUUUGGAUUAUAUAACGCCAGAUGCAGAUAUUAAAGCAAGAGAAGCUCAAAAGAAAGCUCGUGCAAAGGUUAAAGGCAAACCAGGACAAAACUGGGAAACUGUCUUGGGUGAAUCUCAGAAGGAGGAAGAUUUCUCACCAACUUAUCCUGUGGAGAAUUCAAGUGAUAAAGAAAAUAAAUCUGAAGUUCAAUUUACAGAAACUAAGAAUGAAAAAACCGAUUUGAGUGUACCAGAACAGACAAUAAUGAAUACAGUUGAUGAUAUACUACCGGAUGAUGAAUCAGAUGAAGGGUGGCAAGAAGCUGUUCCUAAAGGCCGUUCACCUACAAGUCGCAAAUCUUCUGGUUCAAGGAGGCCAAGCCUGGCUAAAUUAAAUACUAACUUUAUCAAUGUAUCCCAAUCAUCAAGAUUCCGUGGAAAGCCCACCAAUUUUACAUCCCCGAGGACAUCUCCAAAUGACUCUGCUGCUACCACAGGACCUAGUCUUUCUGUUCCUAAAAAGUUUGUUAAAAGUGCAAGCUUCAGUCCAAAGCAAAAUAAUUCUGGUGCCACUGCUGGUGGAGUAGAGAAAUCAACCAACUCUAAAUCUUCCCCACCCACCCCUGCUUCAAUCGAUCAAGUUGCCAAAUCGGCUUCGUUGGCAAGUCCAAUAAGUGUUCAGGCAGCUGGAAAACUUUUCUCCUACAAAGAAGUUGCUUUAGCUCCUCCUGGGACAAUUGUCAAAGCAGUGACAGAACAGUUGCCAAAAGGAAAUCUUCCUGCAGAACAAAGUCCUCAGUUGAGCCAUGAGGUGGCUGCAUCGGUGGUUAAUGUUGGUGAGUUGACAGUAUUGAAAGAUGCAAAGGAAGAAAAGGUUCAGAAACCUGAGGAAAUGAAAACUCCCAUCAAUGCAGAUCCAGAAACAGAAGUGGGGAUGAUUAAGCCACAAGAAGAAAAAAAAUCUGUUGAUGCUAAUCAAGCAGCAGAAGAAUCUGGAAUAGUAGACAAUAAAACUGCUGCUGAUGAAGUUAUAAAUGCCGAUGCUGGAAAUGUUGCAGUUCUUGCACAUGAUAAUUUAGACACUUCCAAAGAUUCAAAUACCACUUCUUCUAAAAGUGAUGAUCUGGAGCCUCCAUCUGUUAUAACUGAAAGUGCAGCUCUAUUGGCAGAAAAGGAUGCUUCAGUUCCUAGUGAAAAACUAGUAGAUGAGAAUUCUCAAGAUGUAUCAAGUGGCUGCAUGAGUGUCAAGUCUUCGCCGACAGAAGGAGAAAAACAAGAUGAUGCGGAAACUGGGAAGGAGACAACAAAGAAACUUUCUGCAGCUGCACCCCCAUUUAACCCAUCAACAAUUCCAGUUUUUGGCUCAGUUCCAGUUCCAGUUCCAGUUCCAGGAUUCAAAGAACAUGGAGGAAUUCUUCCCCCACCAGUGAAUAUUCCUCCAAUGCUUACAGUUAAUCCGGUUCGCAGAUCCCCUCACCAGUCAGCAACAGCUAGAGUUCCUUAUGGUCCAAGGCUAUCUGGUGGCUACAAUAGAUCUGGAAAUCGGGUUUCCCGUAACAAGCCUAACUUCCAAAAUGGUGAACAAAAUGGGGAUGGGAAUCACUUCAGCCCUCCUAGAAUAAUGAACCCUCAUGCUGCGGAAUUUGUACCUGGUCAGCCUUGGGUCCUUAAUGGCUAUCCUGUGUCACCAAAUGGUUAUUUAGCUAGUGCAAAUGGCAUGCCAGUGUCUCCAAAUGGCUUCCCCAUGUCUCCAACCAAUAUUCCAGUGUCACCAAGCGGAUAUCCAGCAACAACAAAUGGUAGUCCAGUGACUCAAAAUGGGUUCCCAGCAUCUCCUGUCAGUUCAGUAGAAACACCAACACCAGUUUCUGUCGACUUGGGUGCUGAAAACCAAACAGAAGCUGCAUCUGCAAAUGGUUCAGAAAACUCCUCAGCUGUAGUAGAAAACCAGCCAAAUGAGCAAAAUAGCCAUGAAGAACACACACAACCUGAAACUGAAGAAAAUCCUAAAGAUAUAGUUAUUUUGACCGGAGAUACUGCUAUGGCAAAGGAAUCAUGUAACAAUAGCAUUUUGAUCGAGGAGAAACCGAGCAAAUGCUGGGGAGAUUACAGCGACAAUGAAGCCGAGGUUGUUGAGGUUACAAGUUGAUUGAAGGUAAUUAAAUUUCUUUUUUUCCUUAGAUAAACAGUGCUUUGCUUGCAACGCAGGCCUCAUGGCAGUGAGGAGAAAUAAUAAUCUUACAAAAUUGAGGGAGGCCUCUGUAAUGACUUACUGUUCCGGAGUUUGACAUAGUCAACUGUGGGCCUCAAAAAUGUGAAUAUUGUCGGAUAAAGUUUGGUUUUGUUGAAGAGGAGAAUAGUUUGUUGAUGGAUCGAUUUGUGAAAGAAAAUCACCAUGAUUAAGAGAAGGAUAUGUUGACCAGCACAUUCAUAAAUUAAUAUCCCUUCUUCUUUUUUUCUUUUUCUUUUUUUUUUUUUUUAGGCGUUAUUCUCGUGCUAUAUUUUUUGUUUAUUGUCAAAUAAAUAAAAUAACCUUUGAGGAUUUACAAUUUCCUGAAUGUACUCGUAGCUUUUAUAACCCAUUUUGAUCUGCUGUAAUAAAGUUUAAAUUUUUUGCACGUA